UUGGGUUCGCGAUUUUGUCGUGUAUGUUGUUUUUGAGGUCAAGGACUGACACGAGAAUUGGCUAGAUGUAAAAUAGGUCUGGAAAUUCAUUUUCAAAAUGUCUUUGAAGGCGUACGAAGAUGCUUGCACCAGGGCUGAGCUGUUCGGCCAGCCUAAGCCAGACAAAGAAGAUUUUUUGGAGAGAAACAAACAUUUGGACGUGGUGGAAUUUGAGGAAGUGGAGAUCAACAAGACUGCAGAGAACACAGCAAUGCUAGGCGAGAAUAUAAACCAAGCCAGUUCGGGUCUACACGAGCUGAACACUAUCCUAACUUCUACCCAAACCAAAUUGAAUAGACUCAAGGGCGUUUGCGGCAGCCUGACAAACUUCUUCCGAGUAAAGCUGACAGCUCGAGACAACCUGUCCUACUCUAGCGAACCGAGCUACAUCGGCCAAACGAACUACGACAAAGACUACAUCCCCCCCUCCCAGAAUUCCUCCAUAAACCAGGGUCUGGGCCCUGGAGACAAUGAAAUGACGUCACGCCACAACGAUGGCGUCACUUCUCCAAAAAUCGGGGAUAUUAACUCCGCGCUAGAUGACUUGAAGAUUAUGGAGCAGAAUGAAGAGACGACUCUGCUGAGCAAAGGAGUCAAGGAUAUAGGUAAGCAAAUCACUUCGCAGACCAGCAAGUUGGAUGAGAUGUUAGCACACGCUGACCGAGCCCAAUCAUCGCUGGACCGCCAAAACAAGCAGAUGCGAAAAUUUGUCCGAUAGGAUUUUGCUCAAAUGGCUUAGGCUUUUGGAUGUGAAUGCGCGUGGAAAUUUGACAAUAUUUAUGAUACUGAUUCAAAAUAGCUUUCAUGUGUGUAGGCAAACACUUUUAAUAGAUUAUUUUAUUUCAUAUUUUACUGAA
Messenger RNA from Ostrinia furnacalis (Asian corn borer), 896 nucleotides. RefSeq lists its product as uncharacterized. The transcript has 4 exons. NCBI's taxonomy places the organism in Eukaryota, Metazoa, Arthropoda, Insecta, Lepidoptera, Crambidae. The record is from RefSeq and is a predicted model, not a curated record. Bases 98 to 757 code for a protein of 219 amino acids.